UCCCGGAAAUCCGGGUACUGAGAGAACUGUGUCGACUACGCAUGCGCCGAACUGCCCCUGCGUCGAUUUAAGUUUUACAACAUAAAACUUAAAACAUGAAAGAAACUAUGCAGCGUUUAAUAAUUAAUCUCGGGCUCAAACCGCAGGACAUUGCCGAGACUUUUUAUGACAUUUGACGGCUUGUGUUCCUUCGCGUGCUGCUGCUCGCUGAUCUCCCGGCGUCACUACGAAGCUGUAGGAGGCAGUUUAUUCUCAUUUUUUGAUAUAAAGGUGCGUUUACUGCCGCGAUGCUUGGCGCGUUGAACAGAAACCUGCGCCCGGUGUUGCGCCAGACUCGACUGCGGCUCUUUGGACUCCGAAAAACACCAACAUGCGCAGCGCAGAUCCGAUGUGCGACGACUUCAGCAGCGCUUCGCCUACAAGACGACUGUCUGGUGCUCAACUAUGAGGGGACCCCGCUGCGCUUUAACUACGUGUGGCUGCGGGACCACUGCCGCUCCGCGUCCUCCUUCAACUCCGCCACCAACCAGAGGAACGUGGACACUGGGAGCAUAGACCUCAGCAUCCGUCCCCAAAGCACGGCAGUGGAGGACGGUCAGCUGGUGCUCACGUGGCCUGACGGCCAUGUUUCAAAGUACGACCUUAGCUGGCUUGCAAGGAACAGCUACGAAGGACAGAAGAGGAGCAUCGUACAACCACGGGUCUUCUGGAACCUCGACAUCUAUGAAAAGGCAAACAUAGAGUCAGCCAAGUGGGACACAUUUCUGACCUGUGACCAUGAGCUAAAGAAGUUUCUGCGGAGCUACCUCCUGUACGGCGUGGCUUUUGUAGAUGGUGUGCCAGCUACUGUUGAGGCCACAAAGGAAGUUACCCAGAGAGUCAGCCUGAUGAGGGAGACCACAUAUGGAGGAAUGUGGAGCUUCACAUCCGAUCUUUCCAGAGGAGACACAGCCUACACUCAGCUGGCCCUGGACCGUCACACUGACACCUCAUACUUUCAGGAACCAUGUGGAAUCCAGGUUUUUCAUUGUCUGAAGCACGAAGGAACCGGGGGCCGGACGUUGCUGGUGGACGGGUUCUACGCUGCAGAGAAGCUGCGCCAGCGGUCACCGGAAAACUUUGAGCUGCUCUCCACUGUGCACAUCGGUCACGAGUACAUUGAAAGCAGCGACAGACACCAAAACCACAUGAGAGGCGUUGGCCCCGUGCUCAACGUCUACCCUUGGAAUAAUGAACUUUACCUCAUUCGAUAUAACAACUAUGACCGAUCGGUGAUAAACACAAUCCCUCAUGAUGUUGUUCAGCGCUGGUAUGUGGCACAUCGACAGCUGACCACUGAGCUACGGAGGCCAGAGAACGAGCUGUGGGUCAAACUGACUCCAGGGAAGGUGGUUUUUAUAGAUAACUGGCGCGUCAUGCACGGCAGGGAGGCAUUCACCGGCACCAGGCAGCUGUGUGGCUGUUAUCUAACCAGAGACGACGUCCUCAGCACCGCUCGUUGCUUUGGUCUACAGGCCUGAUGCUGAUGCUGUGGGCCUCACUGGUAACAUGUGGAGCGGGUUUAUGACAUUUGUGCUUAUUUGACACAGUUUUAGAUUUAUUUUUAUACUGUAUUUAAUCAUCUUCGUUGAUUACUCUGUAAAUGGCUGUUUUUCUUUUUGAAGGUUGCAUACACUUGUUUUAAAGAGUAUGAAUGUCUCCUGAAUCAUACUUGAAACUAAUAAAGCUAUAAAUCCACAAA
Messenger RNA from Betta splendens (Siamese fighting fish), 1741 nucleotides. It is a transcript of the gene tmlhe, whose product is annotated as trimethyllysine hydroxylase, epsilon. Gene Ontology annotation, molecular function: iron ion binding; trimethyllysine dioxygenase activity. Bases 288 to 1520 code for a protein of 410 amino acids. NCBI's taxonomy places the organism in Eukaryota, Metazoa, Chordata, Actinopteri, Anabantiformes, Osphronemidae. The record is from RefSeq and is a predicted model, not a curated record. Gene Ontology annotation, cellular component: mitochondrion. The transcript is spliced from 7 exons. Gene Ontology annotation, biological process: carnitine biosynthetic process.